AUGGAAGAGGAGGGGACGGACGGGACAGCUCCCCGUCAGUGUCGACAGCGAUCCCGGCAGGAUCGGUGCAAGCGCCAUCUUCCUGUUAUUUAUAGCGGGAGCAGCGAGCCGGGAGCCCGGCUGCGGCAACAGCGGGGCAGGCGCAGGGUUUCUCAAAAAUACACUAAAUUUAUUACUGAGAGUUUACUGUGUGUUUUCCAGCUGAAAGCAUUUGUAGGUGGUGAAUUGCACAUUCUUGAUAUGAGAGAUGACAAGGAUUACCCAAUCCCUGGGGACCUUAUCGAGAUCGACCGGCCACUUUACCAGCACUGGGCCCUCUACGUGGGGAAUGGAUAUGUCAUCCAUGUGACACCUGUAGGUGAAAAUUCUCCACCCAUGUCAGCCGGUAGUGUGACAUUACUUAUGAAAAAGGCCAAGGUGAAGAAAGAGCUCCUGGAGAAGGCUGCUGAAAAUGAUAACUGGCGUGUCAACAACAAGUAUGAUCACUACCGCAAUCCUUUCCCAGUGGAGGAGAUCAUCCGACGUGCUGAGCGCCAGAUUGGCAGGAUCGUGCUCUAUCGUUUGUUCUACAAGAACUGUGAGCACUUUGUGACAGAGCUCCGCUAUGGAGAGGCAGUCUCUGAGCAGGCCGUGACAGCACUUCAAAAGAUCCGUUCCGUUCUUGCUCCAGUGAUGGCUGGGGUAGGAACUGCUGGUCUUUCUGUUGUGGCUGGUCUUACUUUUCCGGCUGCCCUUCCUUUUGUGGCUGCUAAUGGUCUUGCUCUUUUUUCCACUAUCUCUGCAAGAUAUAUAUCUGAUACCUUCCUUUUUGACAAAUUCAUGAAGGCAAAGGCAUAUAUACUAGAACAGAGGUGCUGUUAGAAAGAACUCAAGGAAGGCUUGGAGUCCUUGGUCACUCUCCAGCUUUUGCCAC
Messenger RNA from Sturnus vulgaris (Common starling), 913 nucleotides. NCBI's taxonomy places the organism in Eukaryota, Metazoa, Chordata, Aves, Passeriformes, Sturnidae. The record is from RefSeq and is a predicted model, not a curated record.